AUGAAGCCGGUGAGCCUCUUCCUGGGAGCCCUGGCCCUGCUCUUUCUGGAUGGCUAUGGCUCUGUGCUUGGUGCCUCCAGCGAUGAGCUGCGUACCUUUGUGGGCUGUGCCGUGAGGGAAUUUACCUUCCUGGCCAAGAAGCCGGGCUGCAAGGGCCUUCGGAUCACCACAGAUGCCUGCUGGGGCCGCUGUGAGACCUGGGAGAGACCCAUUCUGGAGCCCCCCUACAUUGAAGCACAUCAUCGAGUCUGCACCUACAAUGAGACCAGACAGGUGACAGUCAAGCUGCCUAAAUGUGCCCCUGGGAUCGACCCCUUCUAUACCUAUCCCGUGGCUGUACGCUGUGACUGCGGGGCCUGCUCCACGGCCACCACGGAGUGCGAGACCAUGUGAAUUGGACAUUGCCUGCCCCACACAGCUAGCGGCCAGGAGCUUCACAGACCCGAGCAGCACAAGCAGCAACACCCCUGGAUGGAAGGAGCUUGUUUCCGCUGUCACCUGUCUCCCUUAUGUCCAGCUGGGGCACAAGGCCCAGAGGCAGCACACUCAUGCUAAAACUGCAAAACAACAUUCGUGCUUUUGCCACCAUAAUUUCUCUUGCUCACACGUUUUCCUUUGCCUUGAGUCUUGGACCAUCCUCUGUAUAUUGUGUCCCUCAUGCCCGUUGACAGGAAAUGAUGAGGUGCCACCGUUUCAAAUGCACUGGCUCUGUGUAGGAAAUGGGGCUGAAAUCUGAAAAUUUUCACAUUCCGGUUAACCACUGAUCCCCUAGAUUUAUGAUUAAAGGGCUAGAAAUGAUCAAAGCCAGCAAGCACACCAGUGUUCCUUUCUUAAAAGGAAACCCAACUAACUGCAAGUGUCCCUAGAGAAAAUUCUCCAUUUCUCUUUCAACUGGGCUAUUAUCCUCACAAGAAAUAGAGACUGCUCAGCCUCCUAAGGAGAAGGAUUUGAUAGAGACACUGUCUCAAAGUAAGAGGUGUUUGGAUUUGGCUAGUUCACGCUGAAGAAAAAUUCCUCAAGUUCCCUUAAGAUCCUCAACACAGAAGCUGCUUUGUCAUAAAACAAAUAAAACAAGCAUAGACAAAAAUAUAAAACCAGAAGGUAUCAAUUUGGCUUAAAAAUUUCUGAAACAAAAAUCCUACUCUCAGAGUGAUAUUCUCAUAAAGAUACUGCAAAAUGGUCAAUUUCAAAUAUUCUUCUCUAUUUAGUAUAUUUUAAAUUUCAAUGGUAAUUUCAGAAAUUUAACAUAUCUGAAAGGGUAAAGUGCAUUGCUGGGUCAGAGGGAAAAAGUCUGUGACUGUUAGCUCUUGGCUCCUGCCUCUCCCUAUAUUGUAGCAACUGAUUCUGUGACUUAAACAAACAAACAAACAAAUCUCUAGUUUUAUGUAAGUGUCAUUGAUUUUGGGGUUGGCUAUAACCUUGUUCAUUUUUCAUGAUAUUCCAGGGAAAUAUGUGUUAAUACCAAUAAAUCAUGUUCUCUGUCUUUUGAA
Cavia porcellus (domestic guinea pig) is the source of this 1490-nucleotide messenger RNA. It is a transcript of the gene Gphb5, whose product is annotated as glycoprotein hormone subunit beta 5. Bases 1 to 393 code for a protein of 130 amino acids. The record is from RefSeq and is a predicted model, not a curated record. Gene Ontology annotation, biological process: G protein-coupled receptor signaling pathway; regulation of thyroid hormone receptor signaling pathway. Gene Ontology annotation, cellular component: cytoplasm; extracellular region. NCBI's taxonomy places the organism in Eukaryota, Metazoa, Chordata, Mammalia, Rodentia, Caviidae. Gene Ontology annotation, molecular function: hormone activity. The transcript is spliced from 2 exons.